Amphimedon queenslandica is the source of this 2329-nucleotide messenger RNA. RefSeq lists its product as uncharacterized. The coding region runs from base 13 to 2151 and encodes 712 amino acids. NCBI's taxonomy places the organism in Eukaryota, Metazoa, Porifera, Demospongiae, Haplosclerida, Niphatidae. Gene Ontology annotation, biological process: Rho protein signal transduction; mitotic spindle midzone assembly; mitotic cytokinesis. Gene Ontology annotation, molecular function: GTPase activator activity. The transcript has 19 exons. The record is from RefSeq and is a predicted model, not a curated record. Gene Ontology annotation, cellular component: spindle midzone; cleavage furrow; centralspindlin complex.
UUCAAAUUCAAAAUGGCUGCGUCAGGGAAAGCUGUUCGAGGCUCUCUAGUUGAUAUGUUUGACGACAUAGUCACUGGAGCCGAGAUCCUUUCCAAAGGAACAGAGAAAGCAUUUGCCGAUUACUUGACUCAUAGUAUUGAUCUCGUCUCUCAUGAAGUCGAGAGGCUAAAGAAAGAAAAUUCAAAGCUUAAGAAAGACAAUGAAGCAAAAGACAUCAAGUUGAAACUAUCCAGGAAAAGCCUUGAAGACCAGAUGAAUGAAUGUAUAUUGCUUAAGAGUCAAGUCAAAGAAAACGAGAGGCAGCGCAACAUAUUGAUAUCCCUCCUCACUGAUGAUAAAUCAAUUGAUAAAGCAGCUACUCAUAAUGAAGUGGAGCGGCUCGGUCUUGCCCUCCUCAAGAGGAACAGUCAAGGCGCCAGUCCAGGAGGGUUUUUGAGUGAGUCGGGAGAGUGUCCAACCUUCUCUGAAGCAAGUGUCAACAUGACUGAUGCGACCGAUAUUGAUGAUGAUGAUGAUUCUUGUAAAGCUGCCACUUGGAAGAGGAGGAGGACUGCUAGUGUGGAGUGGGCAUUAGAAUCCUCAUGCUCUAAAAGAAGGAGACCAGUGGAUUUUCUUGAUGAUAAAGAGAACACAGAUCGUGAAUUUAAGAAACCAACUCCAAACAAGAGUAAGCGCAAACCAAGCCAUGGACACCUCCACAUGAUGAAGCAGCAGAGUCAGCCGACGCCCACACCUCCGGAGACUUCUCCUCCCAAGACUCCGCCCAUUACUGUCCCGCCUCUUAAUCUUCCUCAGUUGGGUGACGAGAGUCCAGUCCCUUCAGCACCAUCAGAGCAUGAAGUUGCACUAGUGAAUCAGGGUCUCUUGUCCCCUCACUCCCCAUCUCCCCAUCCUUCCCCUCAUCCCUAUUCCCCUCAGCUCCCUGGUGGCUCUCCCUGUUAUGAGGCCGACCCGCUUGCCUUGACUCCUCCUCUUUCCUCUGCCACUAACAGGCUGUAUCCUAACCUAAUCGAAGGCGGAGGGGAUGAAGCUGGUUUUUAUGAGGGACAGUUUGGAGCCACUCCUCUUUAUCAGGAAGUUAAUUAUGGGAUGGGAUCAAGAUCUUCAUCACAUAUUAAUCUGCAUAGAAAGCACAGUUUCUUGUCAAAGACUAUUAUGAAGUCUGAAAGCUGUCAGGUGUGUAAGAAGAAAGUUGGGUUUGGUAAAAGUUGCUCCAAGUGCAAAGAUUGCAGAGCGUUGUGUCAUACCGAAUGUAAAGAGAAGCUGCCAUUGCCUUGUGUGCCUACAGUGCACACUCCUAAGAAGAAGCAAAAGGAGUCUGGUCUGUCUGCCUACUGUCCUCACACAGUCCCUCGUGUACCGUCCCUCAUCGUUCAUUGCGUUAAUGAGAUUGAGUCACGUGGUAUGAAUCAAGUCGGUCUAUACAGGGUAUCAGGUUCAGAUAGAUCUGCUAAAGAACUCAAGGAGCGUCUCCUGGCUGCUAGGGGCACUCCUAAUUUUGAUAAAGUUGCAGAUGUUAAUGUUAUUUGCGGCUGCUUAAAGCAGUUCCUACUCCAGCUAAACGAGCCCCUGGUCACUAAUGAACUUCGCUCUUCCUUCUUAAAUGCAAUAGAUAAUGAAGAGAUGGCAUUGCAUAACCUUUUGAUCUCCAUUGCUGCCCUGCCUUCUUGUAAUAAGCACACACUUGCAUUCAUCAUUCUACAUCUUCAAAAAAUUGCAAGUAAUUCAAAAGCCAACAAGAUGACAGUUGAGUGUCUCUCUCGUGUGUUUGCUCCUACUAUCGUCGGGGCAUCCCUAAGUGCCGAGUCCCUCUUUGCCGAUAUCCAGAAACAGCAAAAGGUUGUGGAGCGUCUUUUGAAAAUAAGUCACGAUUAUUGGAGCGAGGUACUAUCGUGUGAUGAUAACCCCGCGCUUCAAUCACCCACCCCAAGUCAAGUUACCCUUCCUAGCCCAACAACUCCAUGUAUCAUAAACUCACCUUCUACUCCAGAUCUAUUGCCUAUUCCACAGAGUCCUUUCCUUGGUCCAUGCCAGUCACCACAAGGAGGUAGAAUACCCCCCAGGACUCCAGUUAUUACCAGGUCAAUGAGUAAUUCUUCAGUUACUCGCUCAGUCAAGAAGGGAAGUACCUUUUUUGGUGCCAUUAAUUGAUAGACUCCACACACACACGUUACUAUUAUCAAUAUUAUUAUUAUUAUUAUUAGAUUAAAUCUGGACUAGCAUUGUUAUUAUUAUUGUCUGUACUAUUCAUUAUUUUACAUUUACAUUCUUUACAGCUACUUAUUAGUUGUUUUAGUUAAACAAUGAUAACUUUAGUAGGCAAAAUCAA